Messenger RNA from Salvia splendens (bonfire salvia), 2041 nucleotides. RefSeq lists its product as uncharacterized. Lineage: Eukaryota; Viridiplantae; Streptophyta; Magnoliopsida; Lamiales; Lamiaceae. Gene Ontology annotation, molecular function: protein binding. The transcript is spliced from 9 exons. The record is from RefSeq and is a predicted model, not a curated record. Bases 726 to 1856 code for a protein of 376 amino acids.
AAGCAAUACAAGAAUUAUGAGUGUCUGUCGCUCAGCCGUGAGGAUCUUGACAAGGAGUGCAAAAAAGUGGAGAAAGGCCACAACUUCUACGAUUUCCAGUUCAAUACAAGGCUGGUCAAAUCCACAAUCGUCCAUUUUCAGAUCGUAAACAUGUUACCGAGACUCACAUGAAUAAAUUUUAUAGUAGAAGAUCUGUUAUAGCAAAUGGGAGGUGCCAUAUUGAGUGAUUGUUACCACAUACCAGGUUAUGAAACCACUUUGUUUCUGAAACCUGCUUAGGUGAGCAUAUAAUUCUUCUUUACAUAGACUGGAAGUGUAGGCAACGUGUGUGUGCGGCUUAAAAAACAAUUUUUUUUCUUUUGAUGUUUCCCUGAAAUUGCGACCUCACAAUUUUUUAGCAUUCCUUAUAUUGCUUUUGUUUUGCUAGUUUUUGACACUUCAUAGGUGACCAUGGCAUUCUAACUCAACUGUAGUUUUGUUGUAUGAUCUGGCUUUAGAGGAUGGGUUUUCUUGUGCUGUCCUGUAUUUUAUUCUUUAAUGUUUUCAUUCUCUCUUAGUUAACCAUGUAAUUAAAUAACUGGUGAUUGAUGUUCUUAAGGCUGAAGGCAUUUGUGCAUUUGUAGAGUUAUCUAGUUAACGCGAAUUUCUGUCAUUCAGACUAGACUACUUCUACUAAGUAUUCUGAUUAGACUAACAUAUAUCUCAACUGCCUUAUAAUUUAACCCAUGGCACGAGAUUGCUACUUCUUCAUUUCAGCCUUAGAAGCAGCAUUGCAGUUUUAUCUGAGCAGCUGGCGCAGUAAAAGACACGUUCCAUAUGCUUUCUUUGUAGUUAUUUCUCUGCAUUCGCAAUUCUGGAUGCACCACUGUGAUCUGAACACUUGGCAUCUGUGCAUGUUCUUCCUUUAUCAGCUGAGGAACCUACUAUGGGCAACCUCAAAGCACGACGUGUAUCUGACCCAAAAUUACUCUGUGAUGCACUGGUCAUCCAUGCUCAGGAAGAGUCGAGAAGUACUUAAUGUUGCUCGGCCUAUUGUACCUACCCUGAACUCCCCUGGAUCUAUGGCUCAGACUCUUUCACGAGUUCAAAUAAGCACCAUGACCGUGAAGGACAACCUAAUGGUGGCCGGUGGUUUCCAAGGAGAGGUUAUGUGCAAGUAUCUAAACCAACCUGGGGUUGCCUUCUGCACUAAAGUAGCUACUGAUGAGAACGCUAUCACCAACUCUGUCGACGUUUAUCACAACCCCAGUGGCGCGAAGAGGGUAAUCACUGCGAACAAUGAUGCCCAAGUGAGGGUUUUGGAUGGUGGAAACUUCUCAUGCCUGAAUCGUUUCACGUUCCCGUGGUCUGUUAAUAACAUCUCCGCGAGUCCGGAUGGGAAGUUGCUUGCAGUUCUUGGCGACAGCCCCGAAUGUUUACUAGCAGACGCUCAAUCGGGGAAGGUUGUCAGCAACCUAAAAGGGCAUCUGGACUACUCAUUCGCGUCGGCCUGGCACCCAGACGGCAACAUUUUGGCCACGGGGAACCAAGACACAACGUGCAGGUUGUGGGACGUGAGGAACCUAUCUGAGUCCGUGCAGGUGCUCAAGGGAAGGAUGGGUGCUAUCAGGGCCAUCCAGUUUACAUCAAACGGUCAGUUCAUGGCCAUGGCUGAGCCAGCCGACUUCGUGCAUGUGUUUGACACGAAAUCGGACUAUGCAGCAGGGCAGGAGAUCGACCUGUUUGGUGAAAUAGCCGGCAUCUCCUUCAGCCCGGAUGCAGACGCCUUGUUUGUGGGCGUUUCGGACCGGACAUACGGCAGUUUGUUGGAGUUCAAUAGGAGAAGUUAUGACAGCUACCUUAACUGCGUCUUUUAGUUCUAAAAAGAUGAGAUCGUAGCCUUUUGGUCUGGAUGGUUGGUUGGUUUCUGUGGUUUUUAUUAUGCAGAAAAAAAAAAUGAAGAGAAAUUUUGCAGAUGUAAAUUGUUGUUGGUGCUUGUUCUGUAAAUGAGAACAGUUCGUGGCUUGUGUAUAUAUUAAUAUAAAUUCUAUAAUUGUCUUUC